Messenger RNA from Nicrophorus vespilloides, 804 nucleotides. RefSeq names its product transmembrane and coiled-coil domain-containing protein 1. The transcript is spliced from 3 exons. The coding region runs from base 85 to 636 and encodes 183 amino acids. The record is from RefSeq and is a predicted model, not a curated record. Gene Ontology annotation, biological process: endoplasmic reticulum calcium ion homeostasis. Gene Ontology annotation, cellular component: endoplasmic reticulum membrane; endoplasmic reticulum; cytoplasm. Gene Ontology annotation, molecular function: calcium channel activity. Lineage: Eukaryota; Metazoa; Arthropoda; Insecta; Coleoptera; Silphidae.
CCCAUCGAAAAUGUUUUAUAACCCUAUUUAUUAAAUAAUUCUAAAUUAAUCUAUUUAACAAUUUCCGUUUUGAGAGAUACAACAAUGUGGGCCGAUACUCUUUUAAUCGUUUUCAUCUCGAUUUGCACGGCGCUUCUGGGCGAGGGUUUAACGUGGCUUCUGGUGUACAGGACCGAAAAAUAUCAGAAAUUGAAGAACGAAGUGGAGAAGCAGAGCAAGAAACUGGAGAAGCGCAAAGAGGCUCACGGAGAGUCCUUGGAUAAGCAGCACAAGAAGAAGAUUGAGCGAGAGGAGGAGAGGUUGAAGAACAACAAUAAGGAUUUGUCUUUUGUUAAAAUGAAAUCUAUGUUUGCCAUCGGUUUUGCUUUCACUGCCCUUUUGAGUAUGUUCAAUAGCAUUUUUGAUGGAAGGGUUGUAGCUAAAUUGCCUUUCAUGCCGAUAUCGUGGAUCCAGGGUCUGAGCCACAGAAACUUGUCCGGAGAGGAUUACAGUGAAUGCUCGUUCAUCUUCCUCUACAUUUUAUGUACAAUGUCGAUCAGGCAGAACAUCCAAAAGAUGUUGGGAUUCGCACCGUCGCGCGCCGCCUCCAAACAGGGCAACAGCCUCUUCGGUCCAGGCCCCGGCCAGUUCAAAUAAGAGAGAGAAAAUAUGGAUGAGCAACGUUUUUAAUUAGGCGGUAAUUUCUUUCUUUUCUUCUUCUCCUCGCAGGACGUCGAGUUUGUAAUGAUAUUAUCCGCGCAUGUUUUCGAUUUUUAUUUAUAAAUAAUUUAAAUCCAUUGGAAAAUAAACAAUUUUUCUAAACUA